UACAAUAUUACAAUAUCUUCAUAUCAUUGUUCAUCAUUGUUAAUGUGUAUAAAUACAUUUCAGUGUUUGUUACUUCAGAAAAAUCGUAUUAUUUUUUCGAAUCCCACCGAUCUUCAAAUAUCCAAAAGUACAUUAGCGGCUACCGAUAGAAAACUAGCUAAUGUAGCACAUACAUAAGAAUACCAGUAAUCAGAAAUAUUUCUCCAAAAACUAUAUUUAUUAUUAGGUAGUACCUAACUAAACAAUGGAAUCACCUGAAAAAGUAAAUGUUCAUGACUUACCCUGUGAAGAACCAAUACUAGGUGUUGAAUGUGAAAUAAAAAAAGAUGUCGACUUGGAUAUUAUUGAAGCGACGACAGUAGAACUGACAAUUAUACAUAACAAAGAUAAAUACACAGUUCCCAUAUCACAGUCAGCUACUAUUAGACAACUCAAAGAUAAGCUUGUUGAAAUUAUUGAUGUGCCUAGUGUAAUGCAGAAGAUCAUGAUAAAGGGAUUGGCAAAAGAUGAGCAGACCCUUGAAUCAUUAAAUGUCAACUCCUCCUCUAAGAUCAUGGUAGUGGGAGCUAAACUUCAAGAUAUUGCUGCUGUGUCUGCAGCUUCUACGGAGGAUUCGAGUUCAGCCAAAGCAAGUACGUCAACUAAAGAGCCUCUAUGUAAGAAAAAGUUACACUAUAAAAUACUAGAAAGAGGUAUACCAGAAGAUGCUAUGGUUGGCAUUUUAAAUAUUAAGGAUCCAUUACCUCCAUACCCCUUGAGUGGCAUGCUUAAUAAGCAUGGAGGAAAAGUAAGACUGACAUUCAAAUUGGAAUUAGAUCAGCUAUGGAUAGGUACCAAAGAACGAACACAAAAAAUUGCUAUGAACACUAUUAAACAAGUUGUUAGUGAGCCAAUUGAAGGGCAUGCCGAGUAUCAUAUAAUGGGGUUCCAGUUGGGUCCAACAGAAGCAUCUCGUUAUUGGGUGUACUGGGUUCCUGCUCAGUAUAUUGAUUCGAUAAAAGAGGUUAUAUUUGGCACAAAAUUUUGUUAAAAAUUCUAGUCGACUUCUCAUUUCAUUAUAAUUAAUAUCAUGAUUAUUAUUAUUAUUAUAAUUACAAUAAUUAAAAUUUAAUAUUUGUUAAAUAUUUUCUCGCAGCUUAAAUAAUUAUCUUUUUUUACUGUUCUAACAAAACAUUUUGCUACAAAUUUGAUUUGUAAAAAAAUGUUUUGUACUCAUCAUUGUACUUUACGAAGUCGAAAUACCAAACAUAUUGUAGUGUUUUCUUAAGGACAAUUUUUUUUGUAAAAUAAAAUUAAAGUUCCUUGAGAUA
Molecule: messenger RNA, 1310 nt
Organism: Adelges cooleyi (spruce gall adelgid)
Lineage: Eukaryota; Metazoa; Arthropoda; Insecta; Hemiptera; Adelgidae
Product: ubiquitin domain-containing protein UBFD1-like
Exons: 5
Coding region: 245-1030 (261 amino acids)
Molecular function (GO): cadherin binding; RNA binding
Source: RefSeq, a predicted model, not a curated record